This is a messenger RNA of Phragmites australis (common reed), 1284 nucleotides long. RefSeq names its product zinc finger CCCH domain-containing protein 25-like. Gene Ontology annotation, cellular component: precatalytic spliceosome; catalytic step 2 spliceosome; U2 snRNP. Lineage: Eukaryota; Viridiplantae; Streptophyta; Magnoliopsida; Poales; Poaceae. The record is from RefSeq and is a predicted model, not a curated record. The transcript has 5 exons. Gene Ontology annotation, biological process: mRNA splicing, via spliceosome. Bases 103 to 1098 code for a protein of 331 amino acids. Gene Ontology annotation, molecular function: RNA binding; metal ion binding.
AUCCGAAAAGAACUCCCCCUCCGCUGCGUUCCCAAAUCCCAACUUCUGUCUUCGUCUUCCAAUCCGUCGCUGCUCGAGUCGUCGGCUGCGGCGGCGGCGGCGAUGAAUCCUCUGACGCAGGUGAAGCGGACGCAGGUGAUCAACCAGAAGGAGGCGCUCCUGGGAAUCGGCGAGGGCGCGUCGUGGCACGCCAAGUUCAAGGACUCCGCCUACGUCUUCGUCGGCGGCAUCCCCUUUGACCUCACGGAGGGCGACCUCCUCGCCGUCUUCUCGCAGUACGGCGAGGUGGUCGACGUGAACCUCGUGCGCGACAAGGGCACCGGAAAAUCCAAGGGCUUCGCCUUCCUCGCGUACGAGGACCAGAGGAGCACGAUUCUUGCAGUCGAUAAUUUGAAUGGAGCAAAACUUCUUGGGAGGAUCGUAAGGGUUGACCAUGUGAGCAAGUACAAGAAGAAGGAGGAGGAAGAUGAGGAGGAGGAGCAGCAGAAGAGGGAGGCCCGCGGAGUCUGCUAUGCUUUCCAGAAAGGCGAGUGCAACCGCGGAGCUUCCUGCAGAUAUUCCCAUGACGAGCAGAGAAAUGCAAACACUGGUUGGGGUUCUAAAGAGGAUAGCAGCGCAAGAUGGGAGCACGACAAAAACCGUGAUCCACCAAAGAGCCACAAAAAGUUCCCCUCAGGUGCUACGGAGGAGGAAGAUGAGGAGCAGCAGCAGAAGAAAAGAGAGGCUCGUGGCAUGUGCUAUGCAUUCCAGAAAGGCGAGUGCAACCGUGGAGCUUCCUGCAGGUUUUCCCAUGAUGAACAGAGGAGUGCAUACACUCGUUGGAGUUCUAGGGAUGGUGAAUCUUCAAGAUCAGAGCAGUAUAGGGAUCGAGAUUCUAGAACUAGGCAUAAUGAUAGAAGAGCAGAAGAUCAGGACAGACACAGGCAUGAUAAAUCACCUGAGAGACCGAGAGGUGAGAGGCAGAGAAACGAUGACAGAUAUGUUCAAGGAAGAGAAGAAAAAUCAGAAAGACGAAAGUAUGAUGUUGAGCAUGACGACAUAGAUCGCAAGCGGUCAAGGUACAGCAAACAUAAUGAACAUGGUGGAAGAAGAGGGUGACAGACCGUGGGGAUAGAUGUUUGUAGUUUACUUCUUGACAAUAUGAUAAGCUUUGUCUAUUUUUUUUUAUAUUUGAUCUUAGAUGCCUUCGAUUGGUUACUUCUGCUGUUGCUUUCUUUUGAAAAGUUUUUUAAUAUGCUAGCCGAUGGAUGUGUCUGCAUGAUAUUAAUUCGAUCCUUUUUGUAA